UUGUUGGCCGAGCCCCAUCACUAUGCUCCUCGAUAGUGGUCCCCAGUUUCCGUCGCUUGGAGUUGGAGGCUUCGGAACGCCGAGACACCAUGAGCUCGGGAAUCGAGAGCCCGGACUGGGGCUCAAUCCCUUCGCGGACUCGUCCCAUUCAGCUGCGUUUAAAAUUAGCUCUGUUACACACGAUAUUGCCCCAAGCCAGACAUCGGCUUUCACCCCGCAAGCUACCGGAUAUGCAGCUGCGCUCGGACACCACCAUCACGGAGGGCAGGUCGGUUCUUACGGUGGAGGCGCGUUCAACUCCACGCGAGAUUUCUUGUUCCGAAACCGGAGCGACUCGACGGCUACAAGCGCGCAGCACGGGAUCUUCGCCGCUUCUGCAGGGAGUCUCCACGCACCCCCUGGAAUCUCGGACAACCCGGGCCACCUUCUGUUCCCAGGACUUCACGAGCAAAGCGUGAGCCAUACUUCUCCCGGAGGACACGUAGUGAAUGGACAAAUGCACAUUGGUUUGCGUGGGGACCUUUUCGGGCGGCCGGAUCCGUAUCGCCCUGUUCCGAGUCCGCGCGCGGAUCCGUACGGCGCCGCUCCGCUCCACAAUUACAAUCACCCUAUCAACAUGAACGUGGGGAUGAACGUGCCCACGCACCAUGGGCCAGGCGCAUUCUUCCGCUACAUGCGGCAACCCAUAAAACAAGAGAUGUCCUGCAAGUGGAUAGAUGAGAACCAAAUAAACAGGCCCAAAAAAACUUGUGACAGAACUUUCAGCACCAUGCACGAGAUGGUGACGCAUGUGUCCAUGGAGCACGUCGGCGGGCCCGAGCAGAGCAACCAUGUUUGCUACUGGGAAGACUGCCCAAGAGAAGGGAAAUCAUUUAAGGCCAAAUACAAACUAGUGAACCACAUCAGAGUGCACACCGGGGAGAAACCUUUCCCUUGUCCUUUCCCAGGUUGUGGGAAAAUUUUUGCAAGAUCAGAAAAUUUAAAAAUUCACAAGAGGACUCAUACGGGCGAGAAGCCGUUUAAGUGUGAGUUCGAGGGCUGCGACAGGCGCUUCGCGAACAGCAGCGACAGAAAAAAGCACAUGCACGUGCAUACUUCUGACAAGCCCUACAUCUGCAAAGUAUGCGACAAGUCCUACACGCACCCAAGCUCACUCAGGAAACACAUGAAGGUCCACGAGUCACAAGGUUCGGAGUCAUCUCCAGCAGCCAGUUCCGGAUACGAGUCGUCCACGCCGCCUGUGCUGGUUUCUACGAACUCAGAAGAUCCUACCAAAACGCCUGAAACAACCGUGCAAAGCGCAUCAGCACACAGCGACGCAUUAGCGCCCAACUUCAACGAAUGGUACGUUUGAAGAUCUGAGUAUAGACUCUUAUUGCGGACCAAAAGGUUCAGGCAACCUUUAAAAACACAAAACACUAUUCACACCACGGUGAACAAAAUGACAGUGGAACAACACGAAGAACCGAGAGUUCGCCACAGCAGGCCUCGUCCGUUCUCAGGAUCCAAAAUUUGACUUUUAUUCCGAGAUCGAAGGAAAAAAAAAACAAAAAACAAUAAAUAGUUACACUUUCUAUGAAUAAAGAAAAAAAAAUGAUUUCGGUUUAGUUUUCAGAUUACAGAUAAUUAUUUUAUUUUUAAUUUUAUGUAUUUUAUCAAAAGUUUAUUUUGAAAAUAAACAAAAACUGAAAUAAUAUUUCACGGUGUUUUUAUAUCGCGCGACGUCCGUGUCGCCCUUUGAUUGUUAAAACUUCAGACAGUCUUACGAAAUGUGCCAAAGUCUUUGUCUUGAACUUGAACAAGAGCAGCAACAAGAAAAAGAAAAUAAGUAUAUAGCCUAAUCGUGAAUGUAUUUCCUUGUUUGAUGGAGUCGAAUCUGUUGUCCACGUCUGUUUUGAAAUGGAGAAAUGUAGUAGUACGAUUGUUACCUUUGACUAUGAUAUUGCCUUUUGUUAAUAACAAUGUAAAUAUAUAUCCAUGAUGCCAUAUUUAUCGAUUUGUAAUUUAAUUAUCGGCAAAGAGCCGAAUCUUAAAUGAUAUUUAUGGAAAUGUUUUCUAACAAGAUUGUACAGUGUUGAGUCAGACAUUGACCAGCCUAACAUUGAAACAAGGUCAUAAACUCUAAAAGCUUCCUUCACGCGAUUGUAACUUUUUUCUUUCUUUCUUUUUUUUUAACCAAUAAACGUGUCUUAUCUGGAUCAAAAAUAUCAACUAUGAAUAUAAUGAAUUAACUUUUUUUUUUCUAAAGUUUAUAGUAUUGUAUAGACUAUUCCAAGUACUUUGAGCUCUUAAGGGUACUGAUAGAGCGAGCAAACAGGCAAAAAAAAAAUCUUAAGUGACUGAUAAAUAGAUAUAAAGCGAUAAUUACUUUUUAGUUUAUUUUUUAAACUCUUAGUAGGGAGUAUACCACAUUACCAUAAGGAGCUACUAGGAACAAAUUGGAGAGGCCCAUUUGCCAGAUAUUCCCUGGCUCCUCACAUUUCGAUAAGAUUCUCAGCUGUUAUGCAACAGCAUUUAGCUUUCAUUCAUUAACUUUUUUUUUUAACUCAAGUGUUCAAACACUAGAUUCCCAGGGCAAAGCCCAGCUAUUUGAGUCAAUAUAGUAUUCCACUUUUGAUGGUUACAUACUAGAUGGAUGCUGUAUUUUUAUGUUUCCAGCAAGAACUGUCACAGCAGAGUAAUCGCAAAUAAAACUUUUUUUUUCAUGUCUUCAGUUGGCAUUGCAUUAAAUUUAGGCUAGUUCUUAUGUGAAUAUAAAAGUGUUCGUCAUGAGUACUGUCGUGUUACAUAUGGAGCAGUACACAUUUGCUCGUUUUACGUGAUUGACAUUUCCAGUUGAAUUAUGUGUGGAACAACAUUUUAGUCUUAAGAAGAAGAAAAAAAAAAGUGUUUAAAGGGAAAUUUGUUUUGUUUAGUGGCGCCAAGAAUUACAGCAUUGCAUUGUGUGUGUUUAUAGGAAUUAAAUAUUAUGCAUUCACAGAUUUAUUGUGCUUUCGACUUCAGACCACCAGCAGUACUUUUGAAAACAAACUGUAUUAAAUACAGGACCUUGCAAAGUACAGUGAUGUAUUGAAUACUUUUAUUUAAAUAAUGUAAUAUGUUUUAUAAACUAUUUUCUAUACGUUAAUUUAAAAAAAAAAAAAAAAAAAAAAAAACCUUUAUUUCAGCUACCCUCUCUGUAUCAGCCGUAAACUCAGCAAAUCUUGAAUGUGACGUUGUGACACCUGAAGACAUUAUUCCUGAAGAGCAAAUGUAUCACUAAAUAAACUGUGACACUGCACCACAAUCGGGGCAAGCAAUGCGAUUUCAAAGAGCCGAUUAGUCAUUUAGCAAACCAUGAGAAACGUGUCAUUUUCGAGCAGUCCUAUUUCUUGUGGGUUUGUUUGUCUGACAAACUAUAAAUGAUGGGAAAAAUGUGAAGUUUUGAAUAAGAUUAAAACCCUUACAAAAAUGUGACAAAUGACUGCAUUCAUCUCUUCUUAUAUGAUUU
Ictalurus punctatus (channel catfish) is the source of this 3490-nucleotide messenger RNA. It is a transcript of the gene zic3, whose product is annotated as zic family member 3 heterotaxy 1 (odd-paired homolog, Drosophila). The transcript has 3 exons. NCBI's taxonomy places the organism in Eukaryota, Metazoa, Chordata, Actinopteri, Siluriformes, Ictaluridae. Gene Ontology annotation, biological process: regulation of transcription by RNA polymerase II; central nervous system development. The record is from RefSeq and is a predicted model, not a curated record. Gene Ontology annotation, cellular component: nucleus. Bases 23 to 1354 code for a protein of 443 amino acids. Gene Ontology annotation, molecular function: RNA polymerase II cis-regulatory region sequence-specific DNA binding; DNA-binding transcription factor activity, RNA polymerase II-specific.